GGAGCAGACUGUCCCCAGCGGGCCCUGACACCUCCACCCAGACAUGCUGCUGCUGCUGCUGCUGGCCCUGCUCUGGGGGACGGUGGGAGGGCAGCAACAGAGAGGGCACCUGAAGGGUUAUACCCUGGAAGUGCAGAGGGAGGUGACGGUGCAGGAGGGUCUGUGUGUCCACGUGCCCUGCUCCUUCUCCUACCCCUCAGAAGGCUGGACAGACCCUGUUUCUGGCUACUGGUUCCGGGAUGGGGCCAAUACAAUACACGAUGCUCCAGUGGCCACAAACAACAAAACUCGACAAGUACAGGAGGAGACCCGGGGCAGAUUUGACCUCCUUGGGGUCCCUGAGACGAGCAACUGCUCCCUGAGUAUCAGAAAUGCCAAGUGGAGUGACCGUGGAUUAUACUUUUUUCGGGUGGAGACAGGACAGAACAUAAAGUGGAACUAUAUACACAAUAAGUUCUCUCUGCGUGUGACAGCCCUGACCCCCAACAUCCUCCUUCCAGGGACCCUGGAGUAUGGCUACCCCAAGAACCUGACCUGCUCUGUGCCCUGGACCUGUGAGAAGGGAUUUUCCCCCCAGAUCUCCUGGGCUGGACCCUCUGUGGACCCCCAGGAACCCACCACUGGCCACCUCUCAGUGCUCACCCUCAUCCCACAGCUUGAGCACCACGGCACCAACCUCACCUGCCAGGUCACCUUGCCUGAGGCUGGUGUGACCGGGAUAAAGACCAUCCAUCUCAACGUGACCUACUCUCCUCAGAACUUAACUGUGACUGUCCUUCUAAGAAACAGCACAGUACCCAUGGCCCUGGGGAAUGGCUCAUCUCUGUCAGUCCUAGAGGGCCAACGUCUGCACUUGACCUGUGCUGCUGACAGCAACCCCCCUGCCAGGCUGAGCUGGACCUGGGGGAGCCUGACCCUGUGCCCCUCACAGUCCUCAAGCCCUGGGGUGCUGGAGCUGCCCCACGUGCACCUCAAGGAUGAGGGAGAAUUCACCUGCCGAGUGCAGAACGCUCUGGGCUCCCAGCACAUCUCCCUGAGCCUCUUCGUGCUGAGUCAGCACACAGAGAAAGCACAGCCUGUGUCAAUGGGGGCAGUCUGGGGAGCCACAGCUCUGGUCUUCCUGUUCUUCUGCAUCAUCUUCAUGGUGGUGAGGUUCUGCAGGAGGAACGUGGCCAGGCCAGAAGAGGGCGCUGGGGAGAAAUGGGCUGAGGAUGCAGACUCUGUCAGGGGCUCAGGUUCUCAGAGCCUCCUGGUUGAAUCCCAGAUGUGUGACAACCCUCCAGACCAGCCUCCCCCAGCUGUGGCCGCCCUCUCCUCUGGGCAGGAACAAGAGCUUCAUUAUGCAUCCCUCGACUUCCAGAAGAUGAAGCCUCAGGACCUGCAGAGACAGAAGACCAUGGUCACUGAGUACUCAGAAAUCAAGAUCCACAAGUGAGAACCACUGUGGAGAUUCAGCCCUGCUUGAGGGAUCUUGGCCCCUCUUGGCAAAGUAGACAUCAGAGAGCUGAUUCCACCUGUCAAACCAAAACUUUGUACCCACUGAGCAACAUCUUUUCUUUCCCUGUCCACCUUGGCGCAGCCUCCCAGCUUCUAGGACCCACUGUUCUACUUUCUACUUCUGUGAAUUAGACUUUUUUAGGUUCUAUGUGUAAAUGAGAUCAUAAGGUAUUUGUCUCUCUGUGUUUUGCUUAUUUCACUUAACAUAAUGUCCUCUAGUUUCACACAUGUUAUCUUAAAUGACAGAAGAAUGUACUGUGCAUUUCAAAACAGCCCAAAGAGAGGAUUUUAUGUGUUCUUACCAAAAAGAAAUGCUAAUAUUUAAGUUGAUGUUAUGAAACUGAACUGAAUCGAUCCUUUUGCCCAUGCCUAAAAUAAAGACAAAUGUGGACACACCAGGCUUGUGCAGCAAG
This is a messenger RNA of Otolemur garnettii (small-eared galago), 1910 nucleotides long. Its product is annotated as sialic acid-binding Ig-like lectin 12. Gene Ontology annotation, biological process: cell adhesion. The transcript is spliced from 7 exons. Gene Ontology annotation, cellular component: plasma membrane. The record is from RefSeq and is a predicted model, not a curated record. The coding region runs from base 44 to 1435 and encodes 463 amino acids. Gene Ontology annotation, molecular function: sialic acid binding. Lineage: Eukaryota; Metazoa; Chordata; Mammalia; Primates; Galagidae.